Molecule: messenger RNA, 3049 nt
Organism: Frankliniella occidentalis (western flower thrips)
Lineage: Eukaryota; Metazoa; Arthropoda; Insecta; Thysanoptera; Thripidae
Gene: Nep4
Product: neprilysin-4
Exons: 15
Coding region: 225-2933 (902 amino acids)
Biological process (GO): protein processing
Cellular component (GO): plasma membrane
Molecular function (GO): metalloendopeptidase activity
Source: RefSeq, a predicted model, not a curated record
CCCCGCGCCCGCCCCCGCGCCCGCCCCGCCGUCUCCCCCGGAGAUCGAAGAGGCAAUCGGCAUGGUCGGCCGGAGACGGAGAUCAGCGCCUGAACCUGUCCAAACGGAGUCGCAGUCUUCUUCACGAUUAUGGACAAUGCUUACGAACGCCAGCGCCACCGGGGAGGUGAUCUGGCCAACGGAGUCCCUCCAGUGGCGCACGCUGGCCGUCAAGACAGCUGCGGAUGAGGAAGUCCAGUGGGCUGCAGUCCACCCGAGGUUCUGCUGUGAGCAAGGAUGCUCUGUCCCAGUCAAGCGAGGAGUCAUCGCAGGUGGACGACAAGGGCAGCGUCACUGUCGGGGCUGCGGCAGCCACGGGGGCCGCGGGGGCGACUCAGGCCCAGACCCAGCAGCAACAGCCGUCUGGAUGGUCUGUGAACGUGGUACUGUCUCCUGAAUACACGCCUAGCCAAGUCGUGCGGGGGGUGGACGCCAACGACCUAUCAGACACUAGGCCAAAAAAUGGGACAGCGGCGGACGUGACGCAUGUGUCUCCGUCGAGACCGGCAGGACCGGCGGCGGCCGAGCACGGCCCCGGCACAGUGUCGGGGGCCGUGCGGGAGGUGUGGCAGGCCCUGGACCAGGACCCCACGCGCAACAGGACGGGGCGCGAGCGCGACCCGCAGCAGGCGCCCGACGGCUUCUUCUGGGACAUCUGGCUAAGUCAGGACGACCCGACCCGGGUUAGGGAGGCGAGAGCGCGCAUGAUGCGCCAGUACAUGGACACCUCCGUGGAGCCCUGCGCCGACUUCUACACGUACGCGUGCGGCGGCUGGGCCAAGUCGCACCCCAUCCCGCCGGACAAGACCGUGUUCGACACGUUUGAGACGCUCCGGGAGAUGCUGGACGCGGCGCUGCGCGUCGAACUCGAGCGGCCAAAUGGCGAGGAACCUGCGCCGUCUCUGUCGCGACUGGAAAAGAGAGUGGAGCCAGCGGCAGCGAUCCCCGUGAGCACCAGCCCCCUGCAGCGCGCCACCGCACCCGCGCCACCCACCGCUCUGGACGACGAGGGCGGCGACCCGGCCUCCGAUGCGGGUGGCGCCGAGAAACGUAAGCAGGCGGCCGCCUCUGCCGGCGCCCACACCGACGCCACCACCAAGGCGAAGUGGCUCUACAAGUCGUGCAUGAACCACGAGCUGCUGGAGGCACGCGGCGUGGCGCCGCUGGUGGAGCUGCUGCGCAAGCUGGGCGGCUGGCCGGUGCUGGACCCGGCGGGCUGGGACGAUCGGGGCUUCGACUGGCUGCACCUCGUCGCCCAGCUGCGCCUCUACAACAACGACAUCCUCAUCUCCGAGUGGGUGGGGCCGGACGUGAAGAACUCGGACCAGUACGUGAUCCAGCUGGACCAGACGGGGCUGGGGCUGCCCACGCGCGACUACUUCCUGGCGCCCUCCAACGCGCCCUACCUCAAGGCCUACCGUGACUUCAUGGUGGAGGUGAUGGAGCUGCUGGGCGCCGACACGGCCACCGCCGUCGCACACGCUGCCGAAAUUGUGUCUUUCGAGACGAGCCUGGCACAGAUUGUGGCGUCCUCCGAGGAGCGUCGCAACGUGUCGCAGCUGUACCGCCGCCUCAGCCUGCAAGGCCUGUGCGACCUGGUGCCGGGCGUGGAUUGGCGACGCUACCUGGCCGUCGUCCUGGGCCGGAACAUCCCAGACGAGCAGCCCGUCGUCAUAUUCGCGCUGCGUUACAUGAGCGACCUGGUGGCGCUGGUGGACAAGAACCCGCGGCGCGUGGUGGCCGACUACCUGCUCUGGCGCUUCGUGCGUCACCGCAUCAACAGCCUCGGCGACCUCUUCGGCGCGGCCAAGCAGCGGCUGCUGCACGCGCUCAUGGGGCGCGAGGCGGUGCCGCCGCGCUGGAAGACGUGCGUCGCGCACGUCAACUCGCACAUGGGCAUGGCGCUGGGCGCGCUGUUCGUGCGCAGGUACUUCGACCACAACUCCAAACAGGACACCCUGGAGAUGACGCGCGACAUUACCCAGUCGUUCCGCGAGAUGCUCAACGAGACCGAGUGGAUCGACGAGGAGACGCGGCGCCUGGCGCUACACAAGGUGGACUCGAUGCAGCUGCGCAUCGGCUACCCGGACUUUGUCCUGGACCGACCCGCCCUCAACGAGCGCUACGAGGACGUGGACGUGCAUCCGGACAAGUACUUCGAGAACACGCUCAACAUCCUGCGCAAGCUGGCCCGGGUGGAGCAGGAGCGGCUGGGCACCCCAGUCAACAAGACGCUGUGGAACACGGCGCCGGCAGUCGUCAACGCUUACUACAGCCGCAACAAGAACCAGAUUAUGUUCCCUGCCGGCAUCCUGCAGCCGCCCUUCUACCACCGCCACCUGCCCCGCUCCCUCAACUACGGUGGCAUCGGCGUGGUGAUCGGCCACGAGAUCACGCACGGAUUCGACGACAAGGGCCGCCUGUUCGACGAGCACGGCAACCUGCUCCAGUGGUGGGGCGAGGACGCCAUCAUCAACUUCCACGAGCGGGCGCAGUGCCUGAUCAAUCAGUACAGCAACUAUAGCGUGUCCGAGAUUGACCUGCUUAUCAACGGAGAGAAUACGCAGGGGGAGAACAUCGCGGACAACGGAGGCGUCAAACAGGCUUUUAGGGCGUACGAGCGCUGGGCCGCGCAGCACGCGGACGCGGCGCAGGCCGAGACCCUCCCCGGGGUGAACGCCACCGGCCGCCAGCUCUUCUUCAUCAACUUCGCGCAGGUGUGGUGCAGCUCCAUGCGGCCCGAGGCCAUGCGGUCCAAGCUCAAGAUCGCCGUCCACUCGCCGGCGCGUUUCCGGGUUAUCGGCACCCUGUCCAAUUCGAGAGAAUUCGCCGAGGUCUUCAACUGUCCCGUGGGCUCGCCCAUGAACCCCGGUGAAAAAUGCUCAGUCUGGUGAGAAAGACUCAGACCAAAAUGACGAGCGGCGCCAACCGACGUUGGCUCUCUCUUAGAUGUGCCAAAUCUUUGAACUGUAAAUAUUGUAAAGUAAAUACUUUAAGGAUGUAAAACGUU